AAAAAAUAUGGGCAUCGGGGUAUGAAAUGGGAAAUCACAAAGGUCAGGGCCUAAUAAACCGUUGCUGGUUCUCUUUUUCCCUUUCAUCAACCACCUCUCUGCCUCUCUCUCAUUGUUAGAGAUUCAAAGCAUGACCAGCUCCUCCGCCACCGCCCGCAAGGCUCUGAGUAAGAUUGCUUGCAAUCGCCUUCAGAAAGAACUCGUAGAGUGGCAGGUCAACCCUCCUGCUGGCUUCAAACACAAACCCACCGAUAAUCUCCAAAGGUGGGUAAUUGAAGUAAGUGGUGCUUCUGGAACCCUGUAUGCGAAUGAGACCUACCAACUUCAAGUUGACUUCCCAGAGCAUUACCCUAUGGAAGCACCUCAGGUUGUUUUUCUUCAUCCGGCUCCACUGCACCCACAUAUUUAUAGCAACGGCCAUAUUUGUUUAGAUAUAUUAUAUGAUUCAUGGUCCCCUGCCAUGACUGUUAGUUCUGUCUGUAUCAGCAUUCUCUCAAUGCUUUCAAGCUCAACUGUGAAGCAACGGCCUGAAGACAAUGAUCGCUAUGUAAAGAACUGUAGAAAUGGCAGAUCUCCGAAGGAGACUAGGUGGUGGUUCCACGAUGAUAAAGUGUAAUAAUGGAGAUGUCUCCGUGCACAUUAGUUAAAAUAAUUAUAGUAGAUGGCCUUUUUUUCGAAAGGACACUGAAAGCAUAAGGGGAAGCAUUCUGAAACAAAUUCAUUCUGAAUGUGCAUUAUUACCUUCUGUAAAUGGCAGUGCCUGGUGUGUAAAGGAAGAGGGACGAUGUUUUUUGUUUUAGUAAAAUGAGGAACAAACUUGUAAGGCAGCACAUGAUUGAAACAUUUAAAUCCUCCUAUAAUCAUUUCCUUUUUUUGUGUC
Molecule: messenger RNA, 880 nt
Organism: Manihot esculenta (cassava)
Lineage: Eukaryota; Viridiplantae; Streptophyta; Magnoliopsida; Malpighiales; Euphorbiaceae
Product: probable ubiquitin-conjugating enzyme E2 16
Exons: 6
Coding region: 131-616 (161 amino acids)
Source: RefSeq, a predicted model, not a curated record